Molecule: messenger RNA, 1218 nt
Organism: Drosophila teissieri
Lineage: Eukaryota; Metazoa; Arthropoda; Insecta; Diptera; Drosophilidae
Gene: Vajk1
Product: proline-rich protein 4
Exons: 3
Coding region: 97-1218 (373 amino acids)
Source: RefSeq, a predicted model, not a curated record
AACGGGAUCAGUUCUCGCCCAGUUCUCGAAUCGCGUGCCACACCACCUGGGAAUACGGAUUUCCAUUCCCGUCCCUCGAAGGAUAAACGCAGCAGCAUGAAGUUGAUGCGCACAGCGACAUCGCUGGCUUUGGUCCUGCUCCUGGCCACCAGCUACGUCCGAGCUGAGGACGAGAAGGCCGCCGCUCCCGCCGAGGAGAAGAAGGCUGAGCCGGAGGCCAAGGCUGCCGAGGCAGCGGCCAGCGAGGACACCACCAAGUCGAAGAGAGGACUGCACCACUACGAGGACUACCACCACCACCACGUGCCCCACUUCCCGGUGCACGAGGAGAAGACGCUGACCGUGAUCAAGAAGGUGCCAGUGCCCGUGCCCAUCGAGAAGAUCGUGCAUGUGCCGGUCGAGAAGCACAUCCAUGUGCCCGUUAAGGUCAAGGUGCCCAAGCCCUAUCCGGUGAUCAAGCACAUUCCCUACGAGGUGAAGGAGAUCGUGAAGGUUCCCUACGAGGUGCCCGCUCCCUAUCCCGUCGAGAAGCAAGUCCAUGUGCCCGUCCAUGUGCACUACGACAGACCAGUGCCCGUUAAGGUUCAUGUGCCCGCUCCUUACCCAGUCGAAAAGAAGGUCCAUGUGCCCGUGAAGGUUCAUGUUCCGGCUCCUUACCCAGUCGAAAAGAUUGUCCACUACAAUGUUGAGAAGCACGUGCACGUGGACAAGCCAUAUCCCGUGGAGAAGGUUGUCCACUACCCGGUGAAGGUGCCCGUCGACAAGCCAGUGCCCCACUACAUCGACAAACCAGUGCCCCACUAUGUGGACAAACCAGUGCCAGUGCCCGUGAUCAAGAAGGUGCCAGUGCCCGUCCAUGUGCCCUAUGAUCGUCCCGUGCCCGUCCAUGUGGAGAAGCCAGUGCCCUAUGAGGUCAAGGUCCAUGUGCCCGCCCCCUACCCGGUGAUCAAGGAAGUGCCAGUGAAGGUGGAGAAACACGUUCCGUACCCGGUCAAGAUCCCCGUGGAGAAGCCCGUCCAUGUCCACAUCGAGAAGCACGUGCCGGAGUACCACGAGAAGCAUGUCACCUACAAGGAGCCGGAGUUCCACCACAAGCACAUCGAGGAGGAGCAUCACCACGCCCCCAUCCAUCACCACUCGCACCCCAUUGUGGAGCAUGAGCACGAGGUGGAGCAUGAAUUUGCCUCUCAUGAUUAUCAUUCAUAUCACGGUUACUAA